AGCCUAAACUAUCUUCGGUCGUUCCUAGCGUCGAAAUGCAUUGUGGGUAAUACGUCAGCCAGCCGCCAUAUCUGUCUGAAGGAGAGAGUCAGGAGGAGUCAUGAGAGGAAUCCGGUCUCUGAACAAUAUCCCAAAACGUUGCUAUGCAGCUGCCAGGAGGAGUGAAGCUCUUACUGAACCGCUCUCAAGCCGCAAGCCGACUACCGCUGGUGCGCCCCUCUCUCCCCAAAAUGUCCAGGUGUCCAAGCUUCCAAACGGUCUGGUGAUCGCUUCACUGGAGACCUACUCCCCGUUGUCCAGCGUUGGUGUGUUUGUGAAAGCUGGGAGUCGCUAUGAGACGGUGGAAAACCAGGGUGUCUCUCAUGUAUUGCGACUGGCAGCUAACCUGACCAACAAGGAAUCGUCUAGCUUCAAGCUCUGUCGCAGUGUGGAGGCUGGGGGCAGCCUGAGUGUGACAUCAUCAAGAGAGACGAUGGUCUACAGUGCUGAAUGUUUGAGGGAUCACCUAGAUUCAUUAAUGGAGUCUCUGGUCAGUGUAACGGCAGCGCAGGACUUUCGGCCGUGGGAGGUGAGCGACCUGACGCCCCGAGUGAAGAUUGACAAGGUUAUUGCUCAGCAGUGUCCUCAAAUAAGUGUAAUUGAGAAGUUGCAUGAAGCAGCGUACAAAAACGCCUUGUCCAACUCUCUGUAUUGCCCUGACUUCAUGGUUGGAAAUGUCUCCUGUGAUCAGCUGCAGUCAUUUGUUGAAAACAACUUCACCACUGGCAGAAUGGCUCUUGUAGGACUGGGUGUAAAGCACUCUGUCCUCAGGCAGGUGGGGGAGGGGCUCCUCAGCACUCGCAUUGGGGCUGGAGCUCCUGUGGCUAAGGCUGCGUACCGUGGAGGUGAGCUGCGGGUGCAGAACAACGACCAGCUGGUACACUCCCUGAUCGCCAGCGAAAGUGGUGUGUCAGGUAGUGCAGAAGCAAACGCCUUUAGCGUGUUGCAGAGGAUCUUGGGAGCUGGGCCACAUGUAAAGAGGGGCUCCCACAUCACCAGCAAACUGAGCCAGGGUAUUGCUAAAGCUACCACACAGCCCUUUGAUGCCACAGCUUUUAAUGCCUCAUACUCUGACUCCGGCCUGUUUGGUGUUUACACCAUAGCACAAGCUUACUCUUCAGGAGAGGUGAUCCAAGCCGCCAUCGCUCAAGUACGAGGUGUUGCUGAGGGAAAUGUUUCAGAGACUGACGUCACCAGAGCCAAGAACCAGGUGAAAGCAGAGUACCUGAUGUCUUUAGAGAGCUCUGAAACUCUGUUGGAAGAGAUCGGCGCUCAGGCUCUCAUCACUGCAGCGUACCAGCUCCCUGACGCUGUUCUCCAGGCUGUAGAUGCUGUCACCCUGGACGAUGUGGUCAAGGCCGCGAAGAAAUUUGUGGAUGGCAAUAAGACCAUGGCAGCUAGUGGACACCUCAUUAAUACACCAUAUGUGGAUGAAUUAUGAGAGAAAUAUUAAGAAAAAAAGUUAUUUUAACUUGGGCAUGCUGCUGUGUCUGGCUGCUUUAAAAAAAAAAAAAGGAAGAGGACCUCAAAGCCACAGCCUUCUGCAACAAUUCAUUUAAUGUCUCCAAUCAUUUGCAGUCUGUCCUGCCAUACUUGUAAGCACCAACUGGGAGCUGGAAAACCACAAUGCAACUUCUUGUGUCCAUUUAACUGUAUAUCUAUGUAAAUUAAAGAAAUGACCGUGAUAACA
Molecule: messenger RNA, 1729 nt
Organism: Notolabrus celidotus (New Zealand spotty)
Lineage: Eukaryota; Metazoa; Chordata; Actinopteri; Labriformes; Labridae
Product: cytochrome b-c1 complex subunit 2, mitochondrial
Cellular component (GO): mitochondrion
Molecular function (GO): metal ion binding
Source: RefSeq, a predicted model, not a curated record